UUUCCCUGACCAGAAAUCUGUCACUUUACCACACAUGAAGCUUCAGUGAUGAAACUGUGGUCCUUGCUCAGGAGCAAGUGGAAGAUGCAGAUGGGUGAAGGUCAACUCUGCUUGUUAUCUUUUGAAUUUGGCCUUGGCUGGAUGACUUCUCUACUCAAUGAAUUGAUGGAAGCUUGAAAAGCAGUUGUGUGUUGGAGCUUAUUUUUUUGCUCCUCCUGGGAAAUGUAACCAACAUCUUGUGAAUGAGCCUGGGGUGGCCUACUGGAUGAUGAGAGAUGUGUGGAUAAAGCCCCCAUCACACAGCUAACACUGACUAGCUGUCAGACAAGUGAAUGAGUCCAUCUUUGAUCACCUUGUUCUCAGUCAAGCGAAGAACCACCCAGCCAAGCUACAAAAUCAUGAAAAGCUAUCAUAGCAUUUUCUCUUCACCAUUCAGUCAUAUCUACUUACACAAGGAGUCCAGCAGUCAACAAAGAAGAAAUUUCUUUUUCUGGAGACAAAGAGAUACUUCACACAGUAUAGUUUUGCCAGCUGCAGUUUCUUCAGCGCGUCCUGUCCCGAAGCAUAUAAAGAAGCCAGACUAUGUGACGACAGGCAUUGUACCCGACUGGGGAGACAGCAUAGAAGUUAAGAAUGAAGAUCAGAUUCAAGGGCUUCAUCAGGCUUGUCAGCUGGCCCGUCAUGUCCUUCUCCUGGCUGGGAAGAGUUUAAAGGUUGACAUGACAACUGAAGAGAUAGAUGCUCUUGUUCAUCAGGAAAUCAUCAGUCAUAAUGCCUAUCCCUCACCUCUAGGCUACGGAGGCUUUCCAAAAUCUGUUUGUACCUCUGUAAACAACGUGCUCUGUCAUGGUAUUCCUGACAGUCGACCUCUUCAGGAUGGAGAUAUUAUCAACAUUGAUGUCACGGUCUAUUACAAUGGCUACCAUGGUGACACCUCUGAAACAUUUUUGGUGGGCAAUGUGGAUGAAUGUGGUAAAAAGUUAGUGGAAGUUGCCAAAAGGUGCAGAGAUGAAGCAAUUGCAGCUUGCAGAGCAGGGGCCCCUUUCUCUGUAAUUGGAAACACAAUCAGCCACAUAACUCAUCAGAAUGGUUUCCAAGUCUGUCCACACUUUGUGGGACAUGGAAUAGGAUCUUACUUUCAUGGACAUCCAGAAAUUUGGCAUCACGCAAAUGACAAUGACCUGCUCAUGGAAGAGGGCAUGGCAUUCACUAUAGAGCCAAUCAUCACCGAGGGAUCUCCUGAAUUUAAAGUCCUGGAAGAUGCCUGGACUGUGGUCUCCCUGGACAACCAAAGGUCGGCCCAGUUCGAACACACCGUUCUCAUCACGUCGCGGGGCGCAAAGAUCCUAACCAAGCUGCCGCACGAAGCCUGAGAAGUGGCCCCAAAGUUGGAGAGGCCUGGCACCAUUAUUUGCAAUUGCUGAACACUUUUAAAUGAAAGGGGAAGGGCAGAUCGCGAAGGAACCUACCUACCACCUCAGCGUGCAGGGAGAAGUGCGGUGGCACUGGGAAAUGCGAGCCGCAGUCCGGGCCAGCCCAGCGGCUCGGAAAGGAAGCUGCGGCCACGGGCUCGCCUCCGGCGGGAAGAGAAAAGGGGACGCUCUACUUAGGGCUCAGAGCGACGCCUGGAGAAGCGCAGUUCCCGGCCCCUUGCCCAGACCCUGCCUUAGUAAAAACCCGUUAAACCCUC
Messenger RNA from Cavia porcellus (domestic guinea pig), 1690 nucleotides. It is a transcript of the gene Metap1d, whose product is annotated as methionyl aminopeptidase type 1D, mitochondrial. NCBI's taxonomy places the organism in Eukaryota, Metazoa, Chordata, Mammalia, Rodentia, Caviidae. Gene Ontology annotation, biological process: proteolysis. Bases 333 to 1373 code for a protein of 346 amino acids. The record is from RefSeq and is a predicted model, not a curated record. Gene Ontology annotation, cellular component: mitochondrion. The transcript is spliced from 11 exons. Gene Ontology annotation, molecular function: metalloaminopeptidase activity.